CCAACAUUUGGCAUUCGCAAGGGCCAAGGCGCUCAACUUCAAGGAAGGGGCCCAGGGGGGUAGCCAUAUAAUCCAGCAUCAUUGCAAUUGUUGAUCAUGACAUGCUUCAGACUUGAAGUUGAAGCAACCGGCCCAUGACACUCUGCUAGAUGGCGCCCUCCAUGACCUAUGCCGCGGAUAUUGACAGCAUUAAAGAUGCUCAGAAGCGGAUUGCUCCGUAUGCCCAUGUCACCCCAGUUCUUACGUCGUCGUCUGUAGAUGGUCUCGCAAAGGGAAGGAGCCUGCACUUCAAAUGUGAGGUGUUCCAGAAGGGAGGUUCGUUCAAAUUCCGGGGGGCCUGCAAUUCCAUCUUUUCCUUGUCGGACGAAGAUGCAAGGCACGGAGUUGUUACUCACAGCAGUGGCAACCAUGCCGCAGCAUGCGCCCUUGCCGCCAGCCUCCGCAACAUCUCUGCACACAUUGUGGUCCCUAACGGAGCCCCAGAAUGCAAAGUGGCCGCUGUUCGAAGGUAUGGUGGGGACGUCGUCUUCUGUGAACCGACUCUGCAGGCAAGGGAAGAGGCUGCCAGCCUCAUUCAGAAGAAGACUGGCGCCAUAAUGAUUCCGCCGUUUAACUACGGGCCAACAAUAAGUGGCCAGGGGACAAUCGCACUGGAGUUAUUGGAGCAGGUGCCGGACCUCGAAGCUAUAGUCGUGCCAAUCAGCGGGGGUGGCAUGAUCUCCGGCAUCGCCAUUGCGGCAAAGGCUCUCAAGCCAGGGAUCCGCAUCAUCGCCGCAGAGCCGGCAGGGGCCAAUGAUGCGGCUCUCUCCAAAGCGGCUGGGAAAUGCAUACCCUGUACGGCGCCCAAGACUAUCGCGGAUGGCCUUCGAGCCAGUUUGGGUGACCUAACAUGGCCUGUCGUGAGAGACCUCGUCGAUGCUGUCGUGACAGUCGAUGACAAGGAGAUAGUCGCAGCAAUGAAGGUCGUUUACGAGCAGCUUAAAGUAGCCGUAGAACCUAGUGGGGCUGUUGGGUUGGCAGCUGUUUUGUCGUCAGCAUUUCACGAAAACGAGGAGUGGAAAGACGUCAAGAACGUUGGUGUCGUCUUAUGUGGCGGCAACCUUGAUCUGUCUGUCCUCUGGGAUGCACUCAACAAAAGUUGUUUGACUUGAUAUCAUUUCUGCACUUGUCUCUUUUCGAGAUUGUUGCGCUAAGCUGUAGCUGUAACCCGCAUCCUUUACCAAUUGGAAUUUUUUUCCCCCAACGAAAUGGUAGGAUAGAUGCAUGCUGUACCACAGGUGUUGAAGACCUUCAAAGAGUAGUUCGUUUCAGCGCUGGCCUAGGUUGAUGCUCCGAGGUAGAUGUUUGGAUUUCCUUGCAAUUGGUAGUUUUCCAUUUGUCAACGCUCUUAGU
Molecule: messenger RNA, 1392 nt
Organism: Klebsormidium nitens
Lineage: Eukaryota; Viridiplantae; Streptophyta; Klebsormidiophyceae; Klebsormidiales; Klebsormidiaceae
Source: the annotation of a GenBank genome assembly